Messenger RNA from Fomitiporia mediterranea MF3/22, 225 nucleotides. RefSeq lists its product as uncharacterized. The transcript is spliced from 2 exons. NCBI's taxonomy places the organism in Eukaryota, Fungi, Basidiomycota, Agaricomycetes, Hymenochaetales, Hymenochaetaceae. Bases 1 to 225 code for a protein of 74 amino acids. The record is from RefSeq and is a predicted model, not a curated record.
AUGUUCGAUAUCGUCCCUCUCGCCUCAGCACUUAUCAAUGCAGCCAGCAGUCCAACACUUCUGUGCGUACUUGGGAGCCACUUGUUGAUCAAUCUAAAGGAGGCGGGCGAGAGAGGGGUGAACGAGGGAACCGAUUACAGGUCGAGGACUGUCAGUAACUUUGAAUUCGACAGAGGUGCACCAGCGACUGCAGGCUCAAACGAAGAAGAAUCGAUCAGUGCUUAA